Dichomitus squalens LYAD-421 SS1 is the source of this 603-nucleotide messenger RNA. RefSeq lists its product as uncharacterized. The record is from RefSeq and is a predicted model, not a curated record. The transcript has 4 exons. Lineage: Eukaryota; Fungi; Basidiomycota; Agaricomycetes; Polyporales; Polyporaceae. Gene Ontology annotation, cellular component: amphisome; aggresome. Gene Ontology annotation, molecular function: protein kinase C binding; zinc ion binding; K63-linked polyubiquitin modification-dependent protein binding. Gene Ontology annotation, biological process: endosome organization; mitophagy; aggrephagy. The annotation marks the transcript as partial.
UGCGACUUCUGCGGGAAGGGCAGUAUUCGAGGGAUUAGGUAUAAGUGUGUACAAUGUGAUGACUACAACAGGUGCAGCGGGUGCAUGACUUCUCCCAAGGCCUGGGAAGCGCACGACGCGAGACAUCCAUUCUUUCCGAUCCAAACCAACGACGACCUCUCGCAUCUCACCCAGAUCGCCAAGAAGCAGCAGCAGCAGUUUGUAAACCAAUCUCAUCCUACUCGGCACAUCGGCAUAAAAUGCGAUGGCUGCCACAAACCACUCGAAGGUGUGAGGCACAAGUGCUUGGUCUGCGAUGAUUAUGACUUUUGCGAUGCUUGCAUCUCAACUCCAUCUCAGAGGCAGAACCAUAUUCCGACUCAUGCUUUCUUCCCGAUCAUCGCAGAGCACGACAGACCGUUGUACGACGCCGCGCGUCUUCAAGCUCGAGUCCCGCAAGGCGUCUGCCACAACGCGGUCGUAUGCGACAUGUGCGGGCAGAGCCCUCUCGUCGGCGUACGACAUCGCUGCCUCUACUGCAACGACUUCGACCUUUGCGGUGGCUGCGUAUCUAACCCCCAACUUCGCCUGAAACACGAUCUCAGCCACGUCUUCUUCCCGAUC